UGUGGUUAUAUUUUGUUUGUGACAAUAGUUAAAAACAAACAAAGGUGGGCACCAUUAAAGGUAGGCUGCUGUUACUGUAACUUUUGCUGUACAAGUCACCAGCCUUUUUCAAAACCGCACAUACGCCCGUUGAAGUCAGAUGUGUAUGAUUAUAACAGUUCUUGUAUUCCAGCUUGUACUUUUUCCAGUGCAAGUGACUGUUGUUUGAUACCUUUUUUUGUCAUGGACGUUUUAUAACAAGAUCUCUUAGUAUUACCGCUAAGGAACAUUAAUCAUACACAUAACAAACAAAACAGCGCUGAGAUGGCCACGACACACAUGUAAUAAUGUUAACGUUAUGCACAUACUACAAACAAUAAAGAAAAAUAAUUUUGAAUCAUUUUAACCUCAAUAAUUACUAGCUGUAUUAGAGUCCCCUUAAGAGUAGCUCUUAUGUUCAUUUCAUGUUGUCCAAUAAUGAUAUUUUUAAUUAUGUCCUUGUCAGCUGAUUGAUAAAUUAAGAAUCAAACCAUUGUAGCUCGUAACUACCAAAUGUAAAAGUUUACAUUAGUCGUCCUUGACAGAUUCUCCAGGUUGGGUCCAAGUUCUGUUGCUUCUCACACGCUGUACAAAAUACAUGCCAAACCAUUCCUGGCCCAGAGUCAAACCCCUGGUCUGCCCUGGCCGGUCUCUGUACUUGAAUAAGAAACUAAUGGUGUCCUGUCAGUGCAAAAUGUCCUUGCUUUCAUACUUGAUGAAUAUGUGGAUUGUUUUCAAGAUUAAUUGAUUAGUAUAUCAGAUGUCUUAAAAUUCCCAGAGCCCUAAGUGAUGCCUUCAAAUUAUUUCUUUUGUCCAGUCAAACGUUCAAAACUCCAAGACUCUUCACUUGACAAAGAAAAGCAGACAAUGCAUUUAAGAAGCUGGAAAAAAAAACGUUUGCUGCAUAAAAUGUGGGAUGACAUUCCUGUGCACUUCUGCUGCAAAGAGGAAAGCUGCAUAUCAAAUGCAGACCACAUUCCUAGUUAAACAUGCUAGACUUACACUGCAGUGUUGCUGCCUACAGUGUGAAUUUUCAGUCCACUUAAGUUUAUGUGUUUCAGAUUUUUUCUCAGUGUAGAAAAGUUUCCAUUUGGCAGAAUAGCGUGGUAUUUACUGUGGUGAUAGUGGAGAGUGCACAGGGUUUUGAUGAAUUUUUACAUUUAUAAGAUGAAUCUGGGGCGGCAAAUUUUAAUAUUGACAAAUCUGCAGAUUAUUUUACAGAUUAAUGAGUUAAUCUUUUUGUCCAUAAAUCACAAGAAAGGUUCGUGGGGAUGUCUUCAAGUUUCUUUUUCUGCCUUACUAACGUUUCAAACCCAAAGAUAUGCACUUUACAGUGAUAUAAAACAGAGAAAAGCAGCAACAUAAACAAAAUGCCAUCAUGUUGUCCCUUACAUUUCUUACCUAAUUCUUAUAAGACUUGCCAAGGGAAAUAAUCCUUUUCAAAUAUCCACAGUUCAUGUAUGGAAACAUUAUAAAUUGAAUGAAAAUAUGCAGGGAGUAUUGGGAACAGAGAGGACUCUGUGAAUUGUGAAAUUUUGCCUUGGAGUCACCUUUUUCACCUUGUUCAUAGCGAUGAAUAAACACGGAAAAAGGAAGUAAGAAGAGACACAUAGGUGUGACUGAUCACUGUGAGCACAAACUGAAGUUAUGGCACACAUAUGGUUUCUUAAAUGCUCUGGACAUUCAGGACUGGGACAUUUUCCUGUGAAGGAGCCGGCGUUUUCCUGAAGGAAUGCUUGGCUGGGUCUAUUCUGUAGCCGACUUCUAGUUGAGUCCCUUUUCGCUGUCCUUACUAAAGGCAUUGGAAUUUUAUUAAUCUGUGUGGGUGUACAGCAGAAGUCAGCUCAGUAUGGCCACUGACUGCAGUAUGUGAAGUUUAGUUCAGGAUUCAUCUGCAAAGCAUAUUCCAGUGGAUUGUACCAGUUCAUAUCAAAGAUUAAAGGUUAUUGUGUGUGACUUUAUUAGGUACACCUGUACAAGUUCAGGUAAUCCAAUGAAACACACGAAACAAUCUCUGUGAAGCUUACAGUGUUCAGUCGCUGUUGAUCUUUUUUUUUCCCUGCAACAAUGCCAAAUAUUCAUUGGUUCCACUUCCUUAAUUGUGAAGAUUUGCUACUUUUCUUUGUUUCACAUCAACUUAAACAGAAUAUUUUUGAGUCUGACUGUUGGUCAGACAAAAAAGCAAACUGUAAAUGCUGAUCUUGAGGAAAAAUUGUCCACACCUAGUGUGACUGUUCCAUACAAUUCACACUCGGUGGGGAAAAAAAUAUUGAUACACUUGAGCAUCGCAAUAUUUUCUUAUUGAUAAUUUUGGAUUUUCAAAAACACAGUAAUGGUUUUUAAUGAGUAGUUUUACAUGCAAGGAGUCGUGGCUGUCAUUCAUUUUGUGUUGCGUUUAAAUCCCCAACAGCAAGAUAGCACUUUUGUAACCUUCAACCUUUUGACUUUACCACUCCAAUGUAUAUUCACUAAAAUUCUAAAAUACUCACUGUCCAGGUCUUGUUCUGUUGGUGCCCGGUGAAUCACUGCUGUUAGAAGUAUGCAUCAGGGCACUUUCAGACGUUUUGUAUCUGUUGGUGGCUAACAGAGUAGCCAAAUGUAAACCCAAACUGUUUAUGACAAUGUCCACAAACAGUUUUUCUAAGAUGUUGUUGCCAUGACAGUAAACACUUUCUUUUACACUCAACAGGGAAUAAGCAACUUGCAUUUAGCUUUUUUGUGCAGUUUAUGGUGCAGCCUCUCAAGUGGCAUUCUGAAUUUCCUGUGUACUGUGGUGGUUUUUAUAUGAGUAAGUUGUUUUGCUGCUGAAAAGAAAAGCAAGUGAAAUUAUUUCAGAUAGAUAAAGAAGGCACCUCACAUUUCAUGUGACAGCUAUUUUCCGUAACAUCGUCAUGAUAUCAGACAUCAGAUUGUCACCCUUUGAACGUUGACUGUUUGCUGUCCAAGUAAAAUUGUGUAUCAUUAGUUUGCUUGAUGUUAGUUUUAUGACAUAUAGUGGAGUGUGUGUGGAUGUGUGAAAUGGCAUGUGACUCAUAUGUUAGAUGGCUACAGAGCACAUGUUUGUCAGGCUAUAAGAGCACAUGAAUGUUCCCAAAACUCAUCAGAAACUCAUCCCAAAUUACGGAGGAUUGCACAUCUUUUUAUAUUCUGGUUUUAAUUUCGUUUUUGAUGCAAAGUAGUAAUGAUCGAUCACAUCUUUUAUUAAUUCCUCUUAGAGUAAAAGUGUAUCUUGAUAUGCGUAGAUCACAGAGAGCUUAUGUUCUACUUUUGUCCGUCCAUAGUUCACAAUUGAUCAUCAAAAGCAUAACUGAACACGUUAUCCUUUAAUCUAGUCAAGAGGGAAGAGCAAGUAAGCCAGCCUUUUUGGAGAGAGAGAGCGGGCGGGGGGGUGUAUGGGGAAGUGGAGAUGCAUUUCCCAUAAGUCAUUGUCAGCCAGCUCCUCCCCCCGGUUGGCUGAGAGCCAGCAUCAAGCAGAGCAGAGAGCAAAGCCCGACACCAGACGUUACUGAGAAUCAGAACAUGAAGGACGAGGCAGACAAACGCAGCACCUCGUGUUACUAAUGUAGAUGACAGGUUAUUCACAGAGGAUACACGGGAGAGCGACCGUGGUUUACACUGGCAUCUGUCGAUCCAGCAGAUGAAAUGGCGGUGAGGCAAAGGAUAUUUAACUCAACAUCACCGUUCUCCGGGUCAUCCCAGGCUGAGCUGAAGGGGUCAUACCCAUCCUGCUCAGUCACUGACCAGGAGACGGAGACGGAGGAGGAGGAAGAGGAGGGAAAGGACAGCAAAAUGGGCUACAUAACACACCUGAACCCUAUGAUAAAUAAGGUCCUAACGCAUGGGACUGCAGAGCAAGUGGGAAAAAUGCCACUGAAGCCCUCACCUUUCAUUGCUCAAGCUGAAUGUGAAGCCCAUGACUCCCAAGCGUUUAGUCCAUCCUGUUCAAAACCUCCCUUUUUUCCCCGCCACACCAGCAGUGUUUCCUCAGAGCACAACAAUGUUGCGUGCCCAUCCACAGCCACCAUCCAGCAGCCGAGCAACUCUGCAGCACAGCUCACCCCAAGAAAGAAGACCAGGAAGAGACAGAAACGCAAGGGGAAGAAUAAACUCGAUAAGAAGAAGGAGAGGCAGCGGCACAGACAUCGAGUGCCUUCCGGAGUUCCUGAACAGGAGAGCGGUUCUGUGGUUCAGAUCCUGGAGGAGUUUUCUGUUGGACCGAGAAGCGACCUCAGUACUUGUUGCAGUAGCAGCACCGAAAGCUCAGUAGAACACAAUAGAGGGUCUCCUCUCUACAGCCGACAGAUCUGCAUCUCAGGCUCCAGCUGCUCUCCUCUGAACUGGGCGGACCAGGUCUACGGCCUCCUCUCCACUCACCAUUCCUAUGAGCAGGACAGCGACUCAGACUGCCGCAGCGGUCUGGGAAACUAUUCGCUGGCCCUCGCUGGCCUCCGAGGCAGCGUCAGUCAGGGGGAUCCAUGCUACGCGGGGCCCUUUUUCAAAGAUGUUGAGAGGGAUCUAAGAGAGGAGGAAGAUGAGCUCUCAGGAGUUGAUUCUGUCAUCAACGAGGGGAUAAUCUUUUACAAUGAAAAAAUCCAGCCGGUGGACUCUGAAUACAAGGAAGGGAGGGAGUACGUCGUCACACAGUUUAUCAAGGAAGGCUCCUACGGUGAAGUACACUGUGCUCAAGACGUCAACACAGGCUUCAAAUUUGCUGUCAAAAAGAUCACCGUGAAGAGGUUCUUCAGCGAGGAGGUGGGUGCGUGGAGUGCCCUCAGAUCUCCUCGUGUGGUGGAACUCUUUGGAGUGGUCAGAGAGGGGCCUAAUGUCUUGCUUUUCAUGGACCUCAAAUCUGGCUCCCUGGGCCAGCUGAUAGCUGAGCGUGGCCGGCUGCCAGCGGACCUGAGUCUUCACUACCACUCGCAAGUCUUAACAGCCCUGGAGUACCUGGUGAAGAAAAAAGUGGCACAUUUAGACAUUAAAGCUGACAAUGUGCUGCUGUCGGAGGAUGGCAGGGACACCUUCCUGUGUGACUUUGGACACGCAGAGAGACUCGAUAAUCAGGGACAGAGCCUGAGUGGGUCCAAAGACCUGAAGGGCUCAGAGACCCACAUGGCCCCUGAGAUUGUAAAAGGGGAACCCCGCGGAGCCAAAGCAGAUGUGUGGAGCAGCUGCUGUAUGCUUCUGCACAUGCUCAGUGGGUGUCAACCUUGGACAAGAUACUACACCUGUAGACUUUACCUGAAGAUUGCCAACGAGCCUCCCCCUCUGAGAGAGAUCCCACCUGACUGUAGCCCUCUCACAGCUGAAGUUAUCAAGGCGGGACUUCACAAGGAUCCUGCUAAGAGAGCAUCAGCAUCUGACCUCAAAGAAAAAACUGUCCAAGCUCUGAAAGAAGUGGGAGGACUCACCAGCUCAGUGAGGGGGCCCUAUGCAAAGCCCCUGUAUUUUCCCAACAAACCUCCUGACCCCCUGCAAACGAACAGCAGUGUUUACUAUGAGGAUGAGGAGAAAUAUAAAGAAUCUAUUGAGAAGGUGAUCACAGAAGGGAGAAAGACGAGGAACCUGGGUGAUGAAGAUGAAGAGAAGGAGGCUGAGUCGACGCGAAGCCCGCCUUUCUGUCCACAAACGCUGAUCUCUGAGCCAAACCACAAGAGGAGCAACAAGAUCACCACUGUGCCUGAACUUGAGCUACGUAAACUGGAGCGAGAUUUUUACCUGAGCAGUUUGUCCCAGCUUCACUCUGCUGAGAUGCAGCAGCAGCUCUUGUCUUGUCUCAGCAGUGACCCGUAUUCCAACUGGGAGCUGUGGGACAAAAAGGACUCUGGCCGCUGGUCGCUGAGCCCAGGAGACGAUUUUAGUUCUGGUGUCUUCUCCUACAACAGUCAGCCAGAUGUGCAGGUUUUCAGUGUGGAUUUGCUAUGUAACGCACAACUACCACCACCCUGCUGUUUCGAAGGGGUGGAUGUCUGCAUUAGAGACUUCAAUAGGAGAAGCAUCCGCAUCAGAGAGACUCGCCGGGUGAAGGUGGGCCACAUCGCCACUGGGAUCAGUGAUCAGAUCUCAGAGAGGGUUUUCACCUUGGAAACUCAGCAGGGCGAGCAGGUUGCUCACGAUGAGGAGAUACAGGAGUCUGGUCUAGAGCUCUGCUGUGUUCCUGCUCCAGACUUCAGCUCUGCCUGGACGUGGAGGAUCAGAGACGGGGUGCUGGAGACGAGAUAGAGGCCACAGCUGUCUCCACCCAUCAGCUCCACCCUCAUAUUAACUGUUGCACAUGUAGCUUUAUGUUGAAUUGUCUCAGUGUUAGAGGACCAUGCUCUCAUGAGGGGUGAAGUCCAAUCUCCCAGAGCUGCCUUUUUAGCAAACAUGUCUCAUGUUUUAAAUGGCAUGUUGGGGGUCUGUUGUGUCGCUUCUUGUCUUACAUGCCCCUUACUCUGUCAACCACUGUGAUGUUUACGUUACACAUUUUCUUGUUGCAUGUUUACAUUGAGUCAGUAAACAGUACAUGAAACUAA
Messenger RNA from Scatophagus argus, 6530 nucleotides. It is a transcript of the gene map3k14a, whose product is annotated as mitogen-activated protein kinase kinase kinase 14a. The transcript has 16 exons. Gene Ontology annotation, biological process: positive regulation of canonical NF-kappaB signal transduction; protein phosphorylation. The record is from RefSeq and is a predicted model, not a curated record. Gene Ontology annotation, molecular function: protein kinase activity; ATP binding. Bases 3661 to 6237 code for a protein of 858 amino acids. Lineage: Eukaryota; Metazoa; Chordata; Actinopteri; Scatophagidae.